UUAAAAGCAGAAUUACAUAGAAAUAAAAUUAUAAUCCACAAAAUGCCACCCUAGCUCUUCCGUCCGGGUUGCCGCCAUGCCAUCCACACUCAGGAAGACCCGGAAUCACCGGGGCCGCGGGAGCCCUGGCCGCGGCCCGGUGCACAAGCACCCGAAGCACCCAGGAGGCCGGGGCCAUGCUAGCGGCACGCAUCACCGCAGGAUCAGCUUCCACAAGUCUCACCCAGGCUACUCUGGAAGAGUUGGUCUGAGGCAUCACGACCACGUAAAGAGGAACCAGAACUUCUGCCCAACUGUCAACCUUGAUAAACUGGGGACCUUGGUCGGUGAGGAGACACGAGGAAAUGCUGCCAAAAACAAGACUGGGGCAGCUCCUAUCACUGAGGUGGUGCGAUCGGGCCACUACAAAGUUUUGGGGAAGGGCAAGCUCCCCAAACAGCCUGUAAUCAUGAAGGCCAAAUUCUUCAGUAGAUGCGCUGAGGAGAAGAUUUAA
Molecule: messenger RNA, 493 nt
Organism: Mirounga angustirostris (Northern elephant seal)
Lineage: Eukaryota; Metazoa; Chordata; Mammalia; Carnivora; Phocidae
Product: large ribosomal subunit protein uL15-like
Exons: 1
Coding region: 77-493 (138 amino acids)
Cellular component (GO): cytosolic large ribosomal subunit
Molecular function (GO): structural constituent of ribosome
Source: RefSeq, a predicted model, not a curated record